Pleuronectes platessa (European plaice) is the source of this 2188-nucleotide messenger RNA. Its product is annotated as androgen-dependent TFPI-regulating protein. The transcript is spliced from 5 exons. The record is from RefSeq and is a predicted model, not a curated record. Gene Ontology annotation, cellular component: endomembrane system; membrane. The coding region runs from base 459 to 1115 and encodes 218 amino acids. Lineage: Eukaryota; Metazoa; Chordata; Actinopteri; Pleuronectiformes; Pleuronectidae.
ACCUCAGUAUUUGAGGUCACCUUCUGCCACCACACAAGCUUGUAUUAUUGAAAAGAUGGAGAACUUGUGCCCCUCCUCUCCUCUCUCCUGUCAUAAUCAUCUUUACUUUACUUAACAUCAGGGGGCUUCUCUUGCAAAACACCAGCAGAGUGAUUAAGCUGUCACCAUGAAGGAAAUUUCCCACAGUCACAUGAUGCAGCGCAACAGUAAUGAACAAUGGGCUCUUUCCUAUGCUUCAUAAGAAACAGUGGGCCUCUUGUCUGGAAGUUUUGCUUUGCCUCCAUCGUUCACAAAUGUCUUUAUAAGCUCACACUGAAUUACAGUAAUCUUUAAAGAGCCCGCACUGCCUGGAAGUUCCUCAUGACUGAAAUCUACAGUUUUAAAGAGUAGUUUUAGUCUUUCUACUGGUUUUCAUUCAUUUGGUUGUUUGUUGGGGACCAGUAUAAGUUUAUGUUAGAAUGUCUUCAACCCUGAGGAGAGUGUAUCACCUCACUGCGUUCAGCUGGUACGCUUUUGUUGUGAAGACCCUCGCUGCCAAGGAUGGAGAGGACUUACCAGCAGGGAUCUUUGUUUAUGGAGGACCUUGGAAAUACCUCACGUUUUUGAAUUUGUUAUUGCAGAUGUGUUUCUUUGGCCUGGCAGCAGUGAGCGAUCUACAGCCUGGUAAAAAGUCUGAGAAUGCUCUGAGCAGAUGUAAAGACCUCCUGUUCUCUGUGUUUGCAUUCCCUGUAGGCAUGUUUGUUGUUCUGCUUUUCUGGACAAUCUUUGCCUAUGACAGAGAGUUAGUCUACCCUGCUACUAUCGACACCUUCUUCCCCCCAUGGAUAAACCAUGCUAUGCAUACGCUUGUCCUGCCUGUUUUACUUGGAGAAGUGAUGCUGCAGCCACACAUCUACCCACAGAGGAAACACGCGCUGGCAGCGUUAGGAGGAGUGGGCUUGGCUUACUUAUCUUGGAUUAUAUGGGUGUACUUGUCGGUAGGGAUUUGGGUGUAUCCCCUCCUCGGCCACUUCAGCACGUCUGGUCUGGUGGGCUUCUUCUUCUUUAACAUGUCUGUGGUGAACCUGCUCUACUUGCUGGGGGACAAGCUCAACAGCUACGUGUGGAGUAAGUGACAUUGACCAGUUGAAUGGAGACAAAUACCUGUACUUGAGUAAACUUGCAUCUAAUCCGUCUAUCUGUCUGUCUGCUCUGUCUGCCUAUCUGUCUGUCUGUCCGUCCGUCUCUCCAGGUAAGCACAUGAACAAAAUGGCAGCAAAAACAAAGUAACUUUCUGCAGGAUGUAAAUGUUUAAAUAUAGAAUAAAUCCUCAAAAGCAAGAACAUACUUUUACUUUUGAGCAAAGAAUUGACAAAUUCUUGCUCUUACAAAUAAAGAGUUGAAUAUAUAAAACAAUAACAAACACCAUUGUUGAGUUCAUUACUCUCAUCUGUUGGUCUGGUGUGACCAGUGGUGGCUUAUGUGAGCCAAUCUAAAUAGAUAGUAUAAUACAUAUUUACUGGCUUUAUGACUCUUCCCAUUGUGUUACAUUAGUUUCGAACCAGUAGUUCAACAUUUAGAUGUGACUGCCUAUUGUAGGUAAGAUAGUCUGUCUUUAAAUGGGUUAGCAGCUUUUUGUUGUGCAACUGCAACAGUUCUGAUGUAAUGUAACCAGCAGUGUUUAUCAUUGCAAAGCAUCCCUGAAUAAUGUAAUUCAAGCAUAAAAAGAGGCCCAAUAAAGCAAUAAUUUUAGAUUUAAAAAAAGAAAAAGAAUGUAAUAAAUAUAAAGUGUCAGAAGCUCUUUCCACAUCCAUGUUUUAGUGAGGCAAUAAACCAGCAGUGAUGAUCCAACAUCAGUGUUAUCACCCCACUAUGCAAUGGGCAGAAUAUUCCGAAUUGAUUACCAAUGCCACGUUUGACCUGAAUAAAGUGCAUGCUCAUCAUUAAUCGUGAAACAUCUGCGAGAAUCGCUUGACUUGCGGUAUAAUCCAUCACCCAAUGCUGAACAGCCUUGAUACAAUGUUAUCCCAAGUCCACUGAGAUCUCUAGGAACAGCUGUGUCCCACUCUCUCUGUGUCUGUCUUUCUUUCUUUCUUUCCUUGAGCUGACAUCAGCCAACACGCAAGUCUCUGUAGCCUUUAAGAUGGUGGAGAUAGUUGGGGUCGGCAUCCACCAAUCCAAGGGAGAGGAUCUUGGCCAACAAAUGCAC